Messenger RNA from Mucor mucedo, 453 nucleotides. RefSeq lists its product as uncharacterized. Lineage: Eukaryota; Fungi; Mucoromycota; Mucoromycetes; Mucorales; Mucoraceae. The record is from RefSeq and is a predicted model, not a curated record. The coding region runs from base 1 to 453 and encodes 150 amino acids. The transcript is spliced from 4 exons.
AUGUUUUACACCGGAGUUCAAAGACAGAGAGACGUUAGACAGGAAACAAUAUUGAUGUUUGACAGUUACAUGUGUGACAGGAGACAGAGAACAGGGAAGAGCAUACAACUGAAACCUAGGCGGUUCAUGACAGUUUUAUUCUCGAAGUUGCUUUUGCAUAUCCAAAGCAAAUUCUGGUUGACAGAAGAACAGGUGUGUGCCACAAGGAGACGGGACGAGUUCGCAAGACGUAGCCGUGGCGAACUGGUUUUGACGCAGAAGCUCGGUCUUUGGGUAGGGACAGUAGUCUUAAAACUAGUGCCAUUCGAGAAAAGUUUCAAAAAAUCCCACACUUUUGAGGAUGAAGCAGGAGCGUUUCCUCUAGCUCUAGCAAGGGAUUUAGUCUUUGUCAUUAUCGUUGAGAAUGUCGUAAAGUAUAUCAAAGGAAUCAUCACACUACAUAAUAAUGAAUGA